CUUAUUUAUUACACAGACGAUGCCGUUAGCGGGUCCGCCGGUGCCUUCACAUCUAGUCGGACAAUCCUUUGUAAAAUGCGCGUUCGACAAGUUGAAAGAGUACAGAAAAUCCGUCUUCCUGAUUGAUGAAUCCACAAACAAGCAAUACACAUAUGAAAAUGUUUUGCAAAUGAGUACCAGCAUUGCAGUUAAACUCCAAAAGUUGGGAAUUAGAGAAAAUGUUGUCGUUUCUUCUCUCAUUGAUAAUAAUGUAGAAGCGAUAUCUUUUCAAUUGGGGUUAUGGUUCUCUGGAGGGACCUCCAACCCUGUGAACCAUUUUCAAACAUCAGCUGAAGUAAGAGCAAAUAUUAUGAUCAGCCGACCAGCUAUAAUCUUUUGUGGCAACCAAUAUCUCAGCAUGGUUGAAGAGUCGAUCAAAAAUAUUGGAUGGGAUAUAACAAUAAUAACAAAACACAAAGAGCCGCAGUAUUUAUCAUUUGAUGAACUUUUAAAUGAAGAUGUAUCAAAAUUCAGUGUAACAAUCGAUGAUCCUGCAAAUCACAUACCAGUGGUUUUAUUCACAAGUGGUACCACUGGAGUACCAAAAGCAGUCAAAAUAAAGGAUUCAACUAUGAUAGUAUUUCCAACUGCAGCGAGUUUGGACAAGUCCACAAGGACCCUAUUGACAUCGCCCAUGUUUUGGGUCUCCAACUGUUUUGUAAUAACUAAGACCAUUUUUUGUAACAAGACAUUUAUUUUACCAACGCAAACUGAUGCAGAAGGACUUUUAAAAUGCAUAGACAAAUUAAAGCCAGGAUUUUGGUUUACUAGUUCUUCACCCCUGCUUGAAAUGUGUCUGCUGCCGAAUCUUCAUGAAUAUGAUACAUCAUCUAUAAAAUAUAUUUUUAUGGGUGGAUCAUUCACUUCAACUGACCAUAAACAUCUGAUUUGUAAAAAAGUUUUCAAUAAUCGUAACAUUUUAUUAUCUGGUUACGGAUCGACAGAAGUUGGAAUUGUUUCUCAGAAUUUCAAGGAGUUGCCUGUAAAUACUCGCAUGUAUGAAGGUGUAGGUCAGAUCUCUCAUGGGGUUACUUUGAAAAUAGUAGACCUCACAUCUGGAAAAGAGCUAGGUCCUGGAGAAGACGGAGAAAUUUGUGUAAAAUCACAUUGCUUUAUGGCCGGUUAUAUGAACAAAGAUCUUGAAAAUACUGAGUUAGAUUCAGAGGGUUGGUGGCAUAUGGGAGACAUUGGUCACUACGAUGAGAGUGGUUAUUUAUAUUUUACAUCCAGGCUAAAAGAAAUAAUGAAAUUCAGAGGAGUCCAGAUUGCACCUGCAGAACUUGAGAAAAUACUUUACAAACAUCCUGAUGUCAUUGAAGCUUGUGUGGUCGGUAUGCAACAUGAUAUUGAUGGAGAAUGGCCCACCGCUUUUGUUAUAAAACAAUCAAAUUCGUCACUGACUGAAAAAGAAUUAUGUAAACUUGUUGAAGAAAAUGUAGCUGACUCAAAGAGGUUAAGAGGCGGCGUUCAUUUUGUUUCAUCCCUUCCAAAGAAUGCAGUUGGAAAAGUCGUACGAAAAGAACUUCUUAAAAGUUGUAACACUUAAAAUGUUAUCAAACUAUCCACUUAAAUAAAAAAAUAAUAUUUCAUAAGAA
Molecule: messenger RNA, 1634 nt
Organism: Cimex lectularius (bed bug)
Lineage: Eukaryota; Metazoa; Arthropoda; Insecta; Hemiptera; Cimicidae
Product: 4-coumarate--CoA ligase 1-like
Exons: 7
Coding region: 20-1585 (521 amino acids)
Biological process (GO): long-chain fatty acid metabolic process; fatty-acyl-CoA biosynthetic process
Molecular function (GO): long-chain fatty acid-CoA ligase activity
Source: RefSeq, a predicted model, not a curated record